GACGUCUGUGCCUGGACAUGGCCGCUGCCGAUGCCGGGUCCUUGAGCUGAGCGCCCGCUGCGGAGCUAAUCGCCGCCGUCAACUGUCCGGGCGGGCCGGGCCCAGGCACCGGGACGGCGAAGAGCCACCGAGGAAGCGCAGGCCGCCGUAGGAAGCCGCCGCGGCGGGCACAUGGCGUCCAUCUUGCUCAGGAGCUGCCGCGGCCGGGGCCCUGCUCGCCUCGCGCGUCCCCGGGCCGCCUCCCCGCGCGGCAGUCUGAGGGAUCGAGCCUGUGUCAGCUGUAUCCGGACCGUGGGGUUGAUAAGCCAUGAGAAUGUUCUAUCUCGUUGCUGUACUUCAGCCAACCCUGUGUACCUCUGCUUCAAAGGCGAGCCCCUCAGUUGUUGGACUCAGAGGCCUGAGUGCCAGGGCACUGUGGCUAGGGCAACAUGGACACCUGCAUCUGCGAGGUUGGUUGUUACAGGACCUCAGUACCUUCCUGUGCGUGGCUGGCACUCAUCAUCCCCCCUAGGAGAGGACUCUGUGAUAGAGAAGUCCCUUAAGUCCAUAAAGGACAAGAGUAAGAAGCUGGAAGAGGGAGGCCCCGUGUACAGCCCGCCAGCCGAGGUGGCAGUGAAGAAGUCCCUGGGGCAGAAGGUACUGGACGAGCUGAAGCACUACUACCAUGGCUUCCGCCUGCUCUGGAUCGACACCAAGAUAGCCGCCCGAAUGCUGUGGCGCAUCCUCAAUGGCCAUACACUGACCCGCCGGGAGCGCAGGCAGUUUCUCCGGAUUUGUGCAGACCUCUUCCGCCUAGUGCCCUUCCUGGUGUUCGUGGUGGUGCCCUUCAUGGAGUUCCUGCUGCCCGUAGCUGUUAAGCUCUUCCCCAACAUGCUGCCGUCCACAUUCGAGACCCAGUCCAUCAAGGAGGAAAGGCUGAAGAAAGAGCUUCGGGUGAAGCUGGAGCUGGCCAAGUUUCUCCAGGAUACCAUAGAGGAAAUGGCCCUGAAGAACAAGGCAGCCAAGGGGAAUGCCACCAAAGAUUUCUCUGCAUUUUUCCAGAAGAUCCGGGAGACAGGAGAGAGACCCAGCAAUGAGGAAAUCAUGCGUUUUUCCAAAUUGUUUGAGGAUGAACUGACCCUGGACAACCUCACGAGGCCUCAGCUGGUGGCGCUGUGCAAGCUGCUGGAGCUUCAGUCCAUCGGCACCAACAACUUCCUGCGUUUCCAGCUCACCAUGCGCCUGAGGUCCAUAAAGGCUGAUGAUAAACUGAUUUCUGAGGAAGGAGUGGACAGUCUGACUGUCAAGGAAUUGCAGGCAGCGUGUCGAGCACGAGGUAUGCGAGCACUUGGCGUCACGGAAGACCGUCUGAAGGGCCAGCUCAAACAGUGGCUGGACUUACACCUGCAUCACGAGAUCCCCACCUCAUUGCUCAUACUGUCCCGGGCCAUGUACCUCCCAGACACCCUCUCGCCUGCUGACCAGCUCAAGUCCACCUUGCAGACCCUUCCAGAGAUCGUGGCAAAGGAAGCUCAGGUGAAAGCAGCAGAGCUGGAGGGCGAACAGGUGGACAACAAGGCGAAGCUGGAGGCCACACUGCAGGAAGAGGCCGCCAUCCAGCAGGAACACCUGGAAGAGCUGCAGAGGGCUGCCGAGGCUGUGAAGGACAUCCGGCCAGAAGUAGCAGAAGCCACUGUCCCUGGGAGGCCAGGGCCCAUGCUUCAGCCAGAGGUGCCUGAUGUGAUCCUGCCCUCAGAGGCACUGAAGGAUACGGCACCUGUGCUGGAAGGUUUGAAGGGAGAAGAAAUAACCAAGGAGGAGAUUGACAUCCUCAGUGAUGCCUGCUCUAAGCUAAAGGAGCAGAAGUCGUCCCUGACCAAGGAGAAGGAGGAGCUGGAGCUGCUGAAAGAAGAUGUGCAGGACUACAGUGAGGACUUACAGGAGAUCAAGAAGGAACUUUCAAAGACAGGUGAUGAGAAAUACAUAGAAGAAUCCAAAGCUAGCAAGAGGCUGACAAAGCGAGUCCAGCAGAUGAUUGGGCAGAUUGAUGGCCUCAUUGCACAGCUGGAGACCAGUCAACAGAAUGGCAAGCUGGGCCCCGAUGAGAGCUCUCUGGCAGGGGAGAGUGUCAUCAGUGUCAGUGAGCUCAUCAGCGCCAUGAAGCAGAUCAAGGACAUUCCAGAACACAAGCUCAUCAGUUUGGCCUCAGCCCUGGAUGAGAACAAGGAUGGCAAUAUCAACAUCGAUGACCUUGUUAAGGUAAUUGACUUAGUGGACAAAGAAGAUAUUCAGAUCUCUACCACCCAGGUGGCUGAAAUUGUGGCCACACUAGAGAAGGAGGAAAAGGUGGAAGAGAAGGAAAAGGCCAAGGAGAAGGCUGAGAAAGAGGCUGCAGAAGUGAAGAAUUAGAGCUGCCUGCUUUCGGCGUCUGCCAUCAUCAUGCUACACCAACCACAGUGGGGAUGACACAAGAGUGGUUGCUUUGAGGUGAUUCUUAGUGGCAAAUCUAAUAUUUUGUCUGGAAUAAAUCAGAAACUUCCAUAAUCAAGUAAUUUUAAAUUUUCAUCAUUCCACGAAGAUUCAGUCAGGCUGGAGCCCUAGAGCCCUCUGGGUCUUAGACUCAUGCCAUGGUGUGGUACUAAAUGGCCCUAACCCUUGAGUUAAGGGUACAGCUACCAAUAGGAUCAUAGCCCCACACUGACCCCUAGCUUCAGAGAGUGCUCUGGCCAGGCUCAGUAGGAAGACAUUUCUUUACUGGCUCAGGCUCUGACCAAGUCUCCAUCCCUUGAGAAGAAAUCGAGGAGCACCUGGACUCCCAGCACCUGUGUGGAGCCAAGUGGAUAUGCCUGCAUGUCCUCAGAGGCCUUGGGCUAGGAGUUAGACAAACACAAAUGCCGGCCUUCUCCGUGCUGAAGACAGCAGUCAGUCUGAGGACUUGGGAUUCCUAAAUACCAGUGUACAUAGAUCUGUCUGCUCACACCUCCACAGUUGUCUUAACCACGCACAGGUCCCUGACAGCAGUGUCUGUCCUGUAUGGAUUCUGCCUGGUGACUGGAGCUUUCUCAAUCUACCAUUGAUUUCCACCUAAUCAUUCUUUAACUGACUAGUACUGAAUUUUCAUACAUGACCGUCCGCCUAAUUCAUGAGUAAUUCCUAACAUAGUGACACACACUGAAGAAGCCUUUGGAAAUGAAUCUUUUUUUCUAUCAGGCAGUCUGUAUUGCUGAACAGGUCUGGAAGAUAGAACUGAUGUCUGCAGCCUGAAUAUACCUGAAGCUUUGUGUGGCUUUCAACAUAAAAUAUAAGUCCUAUUACAGGACAGUGGCCAAGAUGGGGCUUCACAAGGGAAUCUCAGCAUGCUGCAGGCUCAGGCUCCAUGAGCAAAACCACUCAUGGCUGUGCUCUUGCCCCUGGGGAGUGGUCCCACAGAGCUCAGCAUGGUGUCCCUGCCUGUCAGCAGCUCAUUGGCACCCCUCCGCGUGGAGCUCAGAGUCCAGUGGCCAGCAGCCUUUCUCUCUUGGAGAUGGCUCCUUGGGCAGGCCAGGGCUGGGCAUCCUGUGGUCUCACCACCACCGAGAAGCACAUCCUAGAAGCACUGGACUGAGUUCAGUUUGGGCUACAUAGCAAGACCCUGUUCAAAAAAACUCCUUCUUGACUCCAGACAGGAUUUGGAAGAUGUACAGAGAAGCAGCAACUAGAAUGGAAUUCUCACUUUCUUGAAACAUCUUUCUUGACCGUUAAGGAAGGAUAUGAGGUUAGGCAGGAACAAGAUGAUUCUUACACAUGAACCUGUGCAGAGAAACAGUGGAAGGAGCCUAGUGGAUGCGCGGUCACAUCUGUGAAUCCUGGCAGUCUGCUUCUAGCUGUCAGUAUAUACUUCUGAGGACAAGAUUGCAGUUGCCAAAUGUGUCCCCACAGUGGAGGGUGUCUCCUCUGACCAGCAUUCUGGAGCCUGUCCUGUGUUCACCUGUUGUCCUCAUCCUUCACUGUAUGACUCUUGACUGUUGCUGACUGAGAUUUCCCUGAUGACCCUCUACUCUGGACUCCGCCCUCACAGGUCACACCACCCUCCCACACAGGGCCUUAGCAUACGUGUGUGCCAGAAGGUCUAGCCUGAGUGCCCAUCUUGGUUUUUGGAGUUGUCCCUACAUCUGUUUGUUCGCUGACCUUACUUAGUACAGCUGGGUCACGUUUAGAAAUGGCAGCUCCACCGGCCAGUGACGACAGCACAUACCUUUACUCCCAGCAGAGGCAGAGAGAGGCCAUAGAGGCAGGUAGAUCUCUUCAAUUCCAGACCAGCAUGGUAUACAAAGUGAGUUCCAGGGCAGCGAUGGCUGUCACAGGGAAAGCUUGUCUUAAACUACCACCACCCUCCAAAAGAAAAAGAAAUGGCAGAUCCGGAACUGAGAACUGUACUCAAGCUGAGCAUUUGAGAACUGACUGCCUUUCACUGCUCUGCGUCUCAGCACUUGCCCAGAGUUGGUUUUCAGGAGCUGAAAUGUCUGUUAAAUGAAGCUAGAGUUUUAACGGGGGAGUCUGGCGUUCCUCUCUCCACUCCGAACCAGCUUCCCACACAGGAUUUGGGAAGUUAGCACCUAAAGUCUAGGCUCCUUUCGGGACUAUUAACAUCUUAAGUGUGAAGGGCACUUUACAGUUCUGGAAAGCCAUCCUCAUCAUGGUCUUGGGUUGUGCCUUCUGGGACCAUGGUAGGGGAGCAAGCUCUGUACUCUCGUCUGUCUUCCAUUGGUCCUAGAGCCUCCAGCUGGGUCAUGUGUAAACAUCUCCCAUGUGUCAGAACCCCAAGUGAUACUUCUGAACCCUAAGCAAUCUGAUCAGCAAAGAAAUCAAGUGGGAAUUCAGACUACCCUAACCUAACCUACACACUAAGGAUUUUGCUGUGGGCACCAGGUGUGCUCAGAUUUUAGACGGGCUUCACUCUCCCCUCAGUGAGUGCCAGCUCACAUUUGGGGGCUUAAGCCUUGGCUCCAGGCUCAGGCCUUGCGGGACCUACCCAAGGAGGCCUGUGCACCCUCACCGUGUGACACAGCCCAGCUCUGUGAAGGCUGGUAAGCAAGGGCUUCUUCGACUCCAGGCUGACCAGGGCCCUGGGGGGCUAGCAUGGUGGUUUCUCUCAACCCACUGUAAGGAGGCGACCGAAUAAAGUGCCACUGAUGA
Messenger RNA from Psammomys obesus (fat sand rat), 5154 nucleotides. It is a transcript of the gene Letm1, whose product is annotated as leucine zipper and EF-hand containing transmembrane protein 1. Bases 172 to 2388 code for a protein of 738 amino acids. Gene Ontology annotation, biological process: intracellular monoatomic cation homeostasis. The transcript is spliced from 14 exons. The record is from RefSeq and is a predicted model, not a curated record. Gene Ontology annotation, molecular function: calcium ion binding; ribosome binding. Lineage: Eukaryota; Metazoa; Chordata; Mammalia; Rodentia; Muridae. Gene Ontology annotation, cellular component: mitochondrial inner membrane.